Messenger RNA from Alternaria viburni, 1143 nucleotides. RefSeq lists its product as uncharacterized. Gene Ontology annotation, biological process: carbohydrate metabolic process. The transcript has 4 exons. NCBI's taxonomy places the organism in Eukaryota, Fungi, Ascomycota, Dothideomycetes, Pleosporales, Pleosporaceae. Gene Ontology annotation, molecular function: arabinan endo-1,5-alpha-L-arabinosidase activity. Bases 1 to 1143 code for a protein of 380 amino acids. The record is from RefSeq and is a predicted model, not a curated record.
AUGAGGCACUUUGGAAACACCAUCCGGGACUCGGGACCGGCAAGGUUUACGACUGCACUGCUUACUGCGCUCCUGAUCACCAGCGCUACCUUCAUUCCAUUCCUCACACAGGGCGCAGUCGCAAACCCAGUCCCUGUACCGAGUCCUCAGCCAAAUCCUGAUCCUAAUCCUAAUCCUCAGGACCCUCAAGCUGGCAGUCCCACAACUGAUGGCUACUAUCCCGACCCAGAGCCAUGUCGCGGCAACUGCUCUUGGAUUCAUGAUCCUAGUGUUAUAUAUGAGAACAAUAAGUACUGGCGUUUCUCGACUAGCGGCAACAUUGCCGUUGCCAGUGCGCCAUCCCUGGGAGGGCCAUGGGAAUAUGAAGGCGCGUUGUUACAAAACGGUACCAGCAUCCAGGUCCAUCCGGAUCAAGACAUCUGGGCACCUUCAGUAAUGAAGCGAGGCGAUACCUUCUACUGCCACUACUCCGUCUCCCGAAUCGGUCUCCAAAACUCCUCCAUCGGCGUCGCAACAUCGCAGUCCCUCGAGCCCGGUAGCUGGCAAGACCACGGCGACAUCGGCCUCCCCCUAUCCGACAAGUACAACCUCAUCGACCCUUUUGUGUUUCAAGAGACACCCAAGGACCCCAUCUACUUCACCUUCGGCUCCUUCUGGGACGACAUCUUCCAGGUCGAGCUUUUCCCACACGACGACCUCAUGGCUUUUGGCGGAUGGGCUGAGCAAAAUAAUCGUAUCAAUAACAUGGUGCGGAAUAGUACUUACGGGGCUACUGUCGCUGAGGGUGCUAUCAUGUGGAAAGAAAAGGACUUUUACUACAUGUUCUACAGCGUGGGAGGUCUUGCUCCUGAGGGUCAGGUAUACCACGUUGUUGUAUGCCGCUCGGAAGUUCCUACUGGGCCUUUCUAUGAUCAGGAAGGAAAGAGCUGUCUUGAGGAGAAUGGUGGUACGACUAUCCUUGCUAGCCACGGCGAUAUCUAUGCGCCUGGUGGACAGGGCGUUAUGGUCAACCCUGAGAAUGGGAGGACAGUGUUGUACUAUCACUAUGUUCGUCCGAGUGUCGGCUAUGCAGCUGAUCAGUUCUUCUUUGGAUACAACUAUCUUGAUUGGGAAGACGGCUGGCCGGUCGUUGUUGUUGCUUGA